AUGCAGGAAUGUUCAUGUUGUGCACUUAUUGCUGAAAAGUUUGUGCUGACUUCACCAGAGAUAUUGGCGGGGAAAGGAAUCAGCCGACUUCUGGUUUGCAGAAGUGAUUCUUUGGUGUUUCGAAGAGAAUCUCGGGCUUGGAGAAGGCCAGCUAUCAGAAUCAGGAGUUACAUGGAUAAGUCUUGGAUUCAUCAUCACACUAGGGGAAGUAUAAAGUAUUUUGAUGGCAUACAUGACUUCAUUGAUGUGGCUAGGCGUCAUGCAGAAGUAGACGGUAGGUCCCGAUGUCCAUGUCGUCGUUGCAAAAAUAGGACUUAUCAUCAAAUUGAAGAAGUUAAGCAACAUCUCUUGAGAAAUGGGAUGGACAAGGGGUAUACCAAUUGGAUAUAUCACGGGGAGGCUCGUCAAAGCAACAAUAAUGUUAAUAUUGAUGCUAAUGUCAGUAGGGAAAAUGUCCACGAUGAAGAUGGAAAUGUAGAUAAUGUGUUUGAAUUGUUGGAUAACAUACAAAUGGGAAACUUCACUAAUGCACCACAACAAGAAGAUUCGCCUAAAGUUGAUGUUGGAGGAGGAAGCUUUGAUAGAUUGUUAAAUGAUGCACAAUGUGAAUUGUGGCCAGGUUGUGAAAAAUACUCUAAGUUGUCAGCGAUAUUAAAGUUGUUCCAUGUGAAGGUUACAAGCCGAAUGAGCAACAAAUCAUUUGACAUGAUGCUUGAUGCAUUUAAGGAUAUGCUUCCCGAUAAUAAUGUGUUACCAAAGUCUCAUUACGAGACUAAAAGCUUGUUACGAGACUUGGGUCUCGGAUAUGAUUGUAUACAUGCAUGUAAACAUGAUUGUGUUCUAUUUUGGAGGGAAAACGCAAGUAAAGAAAAUUGUCCACAAUGUGGUGAAUCGAGGUAUAAACCUCACGAAGCCUUAGAUAUGCGGUGGCAUAAGGAGAAACGUGUGAAGGAGACAAAUGAGUUAAGACAUCCAGCUGAUUCAAAAGCUUGGGAGGAUUUUGAUAGUAAGCAUAGUUGGUUUGCUGCUGAUCCUCGUAAUGUUCGUGUUGGAUUAGCAACUGAUGGAUACAAUCCAUUUGGAAAUAUGAGCAAUGCGUAUAGUAUGUGGCCUAUGAUGAUUGUGCCUUACAAUUUGCCACCUUGGAUAUGUAUGAAGGAGCCAUAUAUAUUUAUGUCGUUGCUUAUUCCUGGUCCAACAUCGCCUGGUAAUGAUAUUGAUGUGUACAUGCAACCUUUGGUUGAAGAGUUAAAAGAAUUGUGGCGGGAUGGUGUGAUGACAUAUGACGCGUACAGUAAAUGUAACUUUAAAAUGCAUGCGGCAAUGAUUUGGACCAUUAGUGAUUUUCCCGCCUAUGCGAUGGUAUCUGGAUGGAUGACAAAGGGUUAUCUAGCAUGUCCGAAUUGUAACAAAGAAACAUGUUCUUGUUUUUUGAAACACGGACGUAAGAUAUGCUACUUGGGAAGUCGUAUGUUUUUAUCGUUAGAUCACAUUUUCAGAAACCAUCACAAGCAAUUUAAUGGCAAAAGUGAAGACAAAGGGCCACCAAAGCAGUUGACGGGUGAUGAUAUUCUGGAAUAA
This is a messenger RNA of Cornus florida, 1581 nucleotides long. RefSeq lists its product as uncharacterized. The transcript has 4 exons. Bases 1 to 1581 code for a protein of 526 amino acids. The record is from RefSeq and is a predicted model, not a curated record. NCBI's taxonomy places the organism in Eukaryota, Viridiplantae, Streptophyta, Magnoliopsida, Cornales, Cornaceae.